CUAUAGAAAAAGACAAAAAUCCCCAUAAGGAGGAAAAAACCGCUGACGUGCGUGACAUAGCGAAAACUUGCAGCACCGAAUCACUCAAAUCAGGCUGGCAAAAACCAAAAAUCGAUCUACAUGGGCGAGAUUCCAAGAAGAGAAAGAAACUGACGAAUUUGAGGGCUGACGUGGCGACAGUUGUCUUUGACGUAGUGUGAGGCCGGCAGCAGACUGUGGCUGCCUUUUAGACUGCGUUUGUUACUGAGGCCAGAUUGCGAUUGGUUCAGUUAAGUGAAGUCCUAGCAGAAAGAGGAGAUGGACACAGCGUCUUCUUCUUCUUCGAACAAGAAGAGGAAGGAGGCAUUGGGGUGGAUGGAAUGGCUUAGAGGAUGGUGCUAUGUGAUUAAUGAAAUGCUCUUUCAAAGAAUCUUGGCGAGUCAUUUGCAGAACCCCUUGUCUUUGCCUCCGGUUAAUGAUCUCACCUGCAUUGUUACCGGAUCUACCAGCGGUAUCGGCAGAGAAAUCGCUCGGCAAUUAGCAGAAUCAGGGGCUCAUGUUAUUAUGGCAGUGAGGAAUGUGAAGGCAGCUCAUGAUUUGAUUCAGAAAUGGCAGGAUGAAUGGUCUGGGAGGGGCCUUCCUCUCAAUAUUGAGGUAAUGGAGCUUGAUCUGCUCUCCUUGGACUCUGUUGUGAGAUUUGCUGAUGCAUGGAAUGCACGUUUAGGACCAUUGCAUGUUCUUAUCAAUAAUGCUGGAAUAUUUUCCAUUGGAGAACCACAAAAAUUUUCAAAAGAUGGGCAUGAAGAGCAUAUGCAAGUGAAUCAUCUGGCUCCAGCACUGCUUUCAGUUUUGCUUUUGCCAUCCCUUAUUAGAGGCUCUCCAAGUCGAAUUGUUAAUGUGAAUUCUGUUAUGCAUUAUGUUGGCUUUGUUGACCCAGAAGACAUGAAUAUUGUUUCUGGGAAGAGAAAAUUUACAAGCCUAUUGGGAUACACAAGCAGCAAGCUAGCACAGAUUAUGUUUAGUAGCAUCCUUCAAAAGCGACUGCCUGCUGAAUCUGGCAUUAAUGUAUUAUGUGUAUCUCCUGGAAUUGUCCACACGAAUGUUGCAAGGGAUCUUUCCAAAAUUGUGCAAGCUGCUUAUCAUCUUAUACCAUAUUUCAUCUUUAGUCCACAAGAAGGAUCCAGGAGCACACUUUUUUCAGCCACUGAUCCUCAGAUUCCAGAGUACUGUGACUUGUUGAGAGCGGAUGAUUGGCCUGUUUGUGCAUUCAUAGCUCAAGAUUGCCAUCCAACAAAUCCUUCCGAGGAAGCACACAGCAUUGAAACUUCUUAUAAAGUGUGGGAGAAGACGUUACAGAUGAUUGGCCUGCCAUCUGAUGCUGUGGAGAAGCUGAUAGAAGGGGAAGAAGUCAAAUGCAAGUAUGACAGUCAGCAGGAAACUGCUCUUUCUCACUGAAAGGACCAACACUAUGCAUAUCCAAGCUACUUGUCUGUGGCUCACGUUUGUGGUCUCACAGUAAACCGUUCCAUAUGUCUUUGCUCCAAGUGGUAAGGUAAUGGAAUUUAUAGGUCAACCCAUUUCUUUUUCAGACAUACUCUUAACCAAUGACUAUGAUUAGUUAAAGUCGGCGUUGAACAUUAUAUCUCUUGAAAAGGGUUGGGAAGGUAUGUUAUGAGCACAGGGACAAAUGAUACACAGUGAUAAUAGUCUCAAUAUUGUGUGUUUGUAAAUUUAGAGAUGCAAUGUUGGAUUUGAUGCAUUGCUCUACUCAUUUAUGAAUCAGUGUACAAUGAUAAGACUCAGCAUUAUUAUUAUUAUUAUUAUUAUUUUUGACAAA
Molecule: messenger RNA, 1816 nt
Organism: Mangifera indica (mango)
Lineage: Eukaryota; Viridiplantae; Streptophyta; Magnoliopsida; Sapindales; Anacardiaceae
Product: dehydrogenase/reductase SDR family member FEY-like
Exons: 8
Coding region: 298-1434 (378 amino acids)
Source: RefSeq, a predicted model, not a curated record